GUGUGACGCCAUUUUACGUAAAACAAACAAACAAAAAGCAAAAUAGGUUUGUCGUCAUACGUGAUGACUGGCAACGAUUAGGAAUAAAAUAAUAUUGGUUGUCACACAAGACUUUUAAUCCACAUCUUCGCUCGGGUUUGACGCUUGACAGCUAACGUUGUUUCAAGAUUUCGGUACGCACGAUUAACGCGGUGUCGUGAGUGAAGACAGACCGUUGUUUGUGUUGAGGGUGAACUAAGCUGAUUUUAUUUUGAAACAAACAUGGCUGCAUGUCCGCUGUGGUGUUUGGCUCCUCCUCCCCAUCGGUAGCUCGGGUUCCAUUGAGCAGCCUGGGCCGGCCCAGACGUCGGGGGUUUGAGUCGGACGCGACGGUCACGCACGGAGUCGUUUUCACCGCGGACGUGUUCGGAGCCUGGCCGGCGUGUGCUCGCUCACAGUUGCCGGAGAGAAGCGUUUGUUUCUGGGGGUGGGGGGGGGGCAGACGAGCAGACGAGCGGCAGCACCGCAGCCUUGCGUCAAAUCCGGCUACGAGCUAAACGUUCAUACGACGUGGGGAGAAGCACGUUAUUAGGGCGUUAUUAUUUUGGGCGUCCACAUGUUGGCAUCUGACUGUUGUCAUUAUUGAGCCGUUUGUUUUUUUGGGGGGGGGGUUGGGGGAGGCGUGAUGGACCUGAAUUUUUACUCCCAUCUUACCGGCGAGAGCGGACAGCACGACGGCGAUCCAGAGUUCUUGGACCCGCAGUCCUUCAACGGAUUUGAUACUGACAACAAGUUCCCCGGAGGCAAUGACAACUACCUGACAAUUUCCGGGUCGGGCCAUCCCUUCUUGGCUCCGUCAGAGACCUUCCACACUCCCAGUCUGGGCGAUGAGGAGUUCGAGAUCCCUCCCAUCUCGCUGGACCCGGAUUCGUCGCUCACCGUUUCCGACGUGGUGUCCCAUUUCGGGGAGCUGUCAGACGCCAGUCCCUCCGACGGCGGGGCGGUCCCCGGGAGUGCCGUGGUGGAGGGCGACGACCCCUCCUUCGCCUCCACUUUUGUCCACCCCCCUUCGCAGGGUCUGGAGCACCUGAGUCUGGGAGUCAUCAACCAGUCCGGAGGCGCCCUGCUGGGCUCGUCCCUGGGAAUGGAUUUGGGCCAUCCCGUCGGCUCGCAGUUUAGCGGCUCGUCUCCGGUCACCAUCGACGUCCCGCUGGGAGACGUGAGCCAAGGCCUGCUGGGUUCCGGCCAGCUGACCACCAUCGACCAGUCGGAGCUCAGCGCUCAGCUGGGUCUCGGCUUGGGGGCCGGAAAUAUCCUACAGCGCCCGCGGUCGCCGGAGCACCCGCUGUCGGCUACGGCGUCGCCCACAAGCUCGCUGCAGGAUGAUGACAUGGAUGACUUCCGCAGGAGCAUCCUGGUGGACUCUCCGAUCUCUCAGAGCUUCUGUCCCGGCGUCAUCUCCCCGGACCCCGCCGCGGCCGAAGCGCCGCCGUCCGGCCCCGCCUCGGGCGCCUCGGCGGCCGCCGGCCGCAAGGGAGGGGGCGGCAGGGGGCGCAAGGCGGGGAAGAAGAAGGAAGACCCCAACGAGCCGCAGAUGCCCGUGCGGGCGUACGCGCUCUUCUUCAGGGAUACUCAGGCAGCCAUCAAAGGACAAAACCCCAAAGCCACCAUUGGAGAAGUGUCAAAGAUCGUGGCGUCCAUGUGGGACAGCCUCGGGAAGGAGCAGAAACAGGUUUACAAAAGGAAAAAUGAACUCGCCAAGAAGGAUUACAUGAGAGCACUUGCAGAGUACAGGGCCUCUCUCAAUUGUCAGGUCCCCAUCGAAGUGUUGGAUUCGGUGCCGUCGCCGCCGCCCCCGCAGGCCCCCCCAGCUGCCAGCGUGGCGCCCACCGUGUCGCGCCCCACCAGGGCCCAGCAGUACAACCCGGAAGAGAACACUAUCACCAACAUCUGUACCUCCAACAUCAUCUUGGACCUGCCUCAGGUGACCACACGCUCCCGCACGGGCGCCAUCAGACCGCAACCGCCGCCCGAGACCAACCCGCCCCCCGUCGCCAAGAUCAUCAUCAAGCAGACGCAACUGCCCUCCGGCGGCGUGUCGGUCACGGCGAUGCCCGCCUCGUCGCCGCGACAGCCGCCGCCGCUGCAGCAAAUGCAGAGCACGCCGCCGCCGCCCAGGCUGCAGCAGAUGGUGCACGCCCAAGCUCCGCCGCCCCUGCAGGCCAAGCCUCGGGGAGGCGGCGCGGCGGCCUCCGCGGCUCCGCCCCCGCUACAGAUCAACGUGGUACCGUCGGUGCGUCAGGCGGAUCCCGGCGCUCCGGUCAUCGUGACGUCGGCCUGCGAAACGUCGGAUACGGCAAAGGCGGAGGGACAGUCGGCCGCCACCGCGGUGGCCAGAGGGGAGGAAGUGAUGGAGGCUGAGGAAGGGAUGGAGGUUGAGGUGAAAGUGGCCCCCAGGCUUGGCAUCACGCCCGCCGCCCGUCUGAACAUUUGCGUGCGCACCGGUUGCACCAACCCGGCAGUGGACAGCAAAGACUGGGACAAAGAGUACUGCAGCAACGAGUGUGUCGCUACACACUGCAGGGACGUGUUCACGGCCUGGUGCGCCAUCCGAGGGCAGAACUCCACCACGGUCACCUAGCGGAGGGACCCUUGUGACCCAUCCAUCCAUUUAAUUUUUAUUUUUUGAAAGCACUUACCCGGUUCAAAGUCACGGGGACGCUGGAGUCCAUCUCAGCUGACAGUGGGUGAAAGGUGGACGACACCUUGGGUGGUCAGUCACAGGGCACGUAGAGACAUACAACCAUUUAUACCUGGAGUACCACUGCGCGAUCAGUGACCCCUCCCGCAUGACCAAGGACCAGUGAGUGAGUGAGUGAGUGAGUGAGUGUAGGCCAGAUGAGGCUCAGGUAUUGGCACACAUUUUUGAUCCUAUUUGGGUCAAGACUGCUUCCAGGUGUUGCUUUAUUUGCGAAGAUUUCACUGUGUUUGUGUUACAUUGAGGGUUGAGGUGUGUGCGUGCGCGUGUGUGUGUGUGAGUGAAAUGUGAAAACUGUGCUCUGUAAACAUUUGGACAGCAGCUUCCUUGUUUGUUUGGAACAAAGGUGGAGGAAAGGCACCUCACUCCAUCGCACUCGUUUGUUUCUGUCCGGGUCGAUGGAUCAAGUUUGUUGGUAGUGUUCGCUAAAAGGCAGCUUCUGAUUUGAGGGGGAAAACCCUCGUUUUAGUUUGGGGUCGCAAGAGAGGGUCGAAGGUUUUUAGCGAUGUGGUCGCCACAUGUACAAGCCACCUUUCAGGAAUCAAGAAACACUGAGAAUUGGUGCUAAGAUUCAAGAAACAAACAAAGAAAAACUUUGUCCUCUCGCUUGGAUUGUUGUUAUGAACUGCGAUGCAAAUUUCGUGUCGUGUGGAACAUCGGAGGUGAACGUGUCAAGAGUGAAAAAGACAUCAAUCCUGUUGACUGAAAAGGAAUUGAUGAGCUUUUUUUUAAAUGAAUAUGAAAUAUGGAGUGCUCGUGUGCAGAGGAAUUCAGCACGAAAGGGGAGCUGGUAAUAAAACAUUUAUGUUUUAAUAUA
This is a messenger RNA of Phycodurus eques (leafy seadragon), 3554 nucleotides long. RefSeq names its product TOX high mobility group box family member 4 b (gene tox4b). Gene Ontology annotation, molecular function: chromatin DNA binding. The record is from RefSeq and is a predicted model, not a curated record. Gene Ontology annotation, cellular component: nucleus. Gene Ontology annotation, biological process: regulation of transcription by RNA polymerase II. Lineage: Eukaryota; Metazoa; Chordata; Actinopteri; Syngnathiformes; Syngnathidae.